Pteronotus mesoamericanus is the source of this 1112-nucleotide messenger RNA. Its product is annotated as cytochrome c oxidase assembly factor 4 homolog, mitochondrial. NCBI's taxonomy places the organism in Eukaryota, Metazoa, Chordata, Mammalia, Chiroptera, Mormoopidae. The coding region runs from base 141 to 395 and encodes 84 amino acids. Gene Ontology annotation, biological process: mitochondrial respiratory chain complex IV assembly. The transcript is spliced from 2 exons. Gene Ontology annotation, cellular component: mitochondrial intermembrane space. The record is from RefSeq and is a predicted model, not a curated record.
CCUCUAGUCGCUUUCCGCGCGUCGUCCUCACAGAGGCUGGUACUUGGCAGGAAUUUCGGAAGAUUAUCAACAGCUUGCGACACCGACGUGCGGGAGGGCGCGUUCGGGUCCUCUUGUCUGCCUCUUCGAGACUCCCAAAGAUGUCAGCUCAAGGCCAUGCCUGGACCCCACAGGUGAAGAAGGAGGGUGAGGAGGAGGACCCACUGGACCAGCUGAUCUCCCGCUCUGGUUGUGCUGCUUCCCACUAUGCAGUGCAGGAGUGCAUGGCCCAGCACCAGGACUGGCGACAGUGCCAGCCACAGGUGCAGGCCUUCAGGGACUGCAUGAGUGAACAACAGGCAAGGCGGCGGGAGGAGCUGCAGAGGAGGAAAGAACAAGGCAGUGUCCACAGUUGAGACCCCAAAUCUAUCCCCAGAGGAUGGCCUGCAGAAACUAGCACCCAGAGAAAUCAUGGACAAGAGAAAUCCUAAACAGUGGAAAUGUGGGCCAAGAGGUAUAAAACUCAGGGAUGGUCACUGGAAUUGGGUUUGAGAGCCAGAAAGCCAUGGGUUUAGACAUGGGUGUCAUAAAGAAGGAGCUGUCAUAUUUUCCUGGUGAGACCCACACAUCCUCUCAUCUUGUUCCACGAAUAUUAAAUAUUGACCAGUAUUUGCAAUGUAAUACAAAGAGUGGGGUUAAGGCAUGCUCUUCUACUGUACACCUUGGGUCAGUGUGCCACAUACUGAGCUGAUUACAUGGAUGUUGAAUUUCAGAAGUAAAUUCACAAUCUAAAGGUAAAUUAGUUACCUAAUCAGGUCUUCAUUUAUUCAGUCAUUGGUUCAACAACAGCAAGUUUUUCUCAGACCUUCUCUAGUGCCAGACACUAUUGAAAACUGAUGUGAUAAAUAAUGUGAUCUCUGCCUUCAUGUGGUUUAGCGUAGUCAGAGACAGAAAUAAAACCACACUGGAACAACUAAACCCUGACAAUGAUAUAAAUGACUUCAUCUUUCAUAAGUCGUCCUGGAUAUUUCAUUGUAUCAUUAAGCAAAUGUGAAAACAAAACAUUGAGUGGCUCCCAUAUGCCAGAGUCCGUUGAACGAACAGAUACAGACUUUGACCUCAUCACACUCCCA